AUGAAGGGAAUUGCUCUUCUUUCGCUUCUCGGUGCUACACUAGCUCACCCGGCGGGCCUUUGGUGGGGUACCGAUGUCUGCUACACCAGUCCAGAUAAUACCGACAAUCAGUGCUCGGAUGUUCAGCGGAAAGGCUUUGACUUGUCUGAGCUGGCAAACGGUAACAAUUGGAGCUUUGAAGGCUUCCACUUCGUUGGGCUCGAGCCCAAGAAUGGCUGCCAGGGAUCUAGUUACGGAGGCACUUGUCUUGGGGGAAGGCUUUCUCGUGAUGAUGACUGGACAAUCAAAAUUUACGCUGCCGAUGCUCCAUUCUCAAUUCGAAGCUUCCAUCUUUCCACUUCCCGGAGCACCGAUGUCUUCAUCAUCUACGAGAUGUCUGAUGGUUCUUCCUGUCAUCAUGUCGCUUCGAGCUCGUACAGGGGAACUGAUGUUGCCAACGACCAGUGUGGCGGUGCUGUCUCAGUUGAGUUCACGCUUCCCGAAGAGAGUAAGUUCGGCGAUUGUGAUUUAGAGAUCCAUCAGAUCAACUUUGACUGCUCUACUGGAUCUAAGCCGCCAGGUCACACUGUCCUCGAGCCCUCUCACUCUCACACUGAGUCCAGUCCGAGCUCGACUACCUCCCUGCCUCCUUUCCAUUGGACCUCGCAGGAUGUUUCUACGACUAGUCACUCGUCUCAGCGGAUGACGACGUCCACAGUCUGGACAACCGAGGAGUUCACUAUCACCAAAUGUGCACCAACCGUCACUAACUGCCCUGGGCAUUCGACUGUUUUGGUUACCUCUACCUAUCCAUUGUCGACCACAGUUUGCCCGUCUACUCCCGCGGAAACGAAACCUAGCACAACAUCUCAUGUUCAUUCGGAUCCCCCAAGCUCGACAGCUUCCCUGCCUCCUUCCCAUUGGACCUCGCAGGAGGUUUCUACGACUAGUCACUCGUCCCAGCGGAUGACGACUUCCACAGUCUGGACUACCGAGGAGAUCACCAUCACCAAAUGUGCGCCAACUGCCACUAACUGCCCUGCUCAUUCGACUGUAUUGGUUACUUCUACAUAUCCAUUGUCAACCACAAUCUGUCCCACGAUCACAAGCUCCAUCAGUACCACGACCGCCACCGUGCCCAGCCCGCCCGCUGUUACUGCCCCCUGCCCCAACGUGGUACCCAAGUGUCUCAACACAUGGCUCUCCAUUCCGAAGUGCAACUCCAACAGCGACGCGGCAUGCUUCUGUCCGUCUACCGAAUUUACGGACAAAGUCAGUGGGUGCAUUCGGGCCUGGAGCAGCUCGAAGAAGGAGGAAGAUUCCGCCCUUGCUUACUUCGCUGGCAUUUGCGCCCCCUUCGUUCCGGAGAACCCUGCUAUUGUAGAUAUUGCCACAACCUGCACUUCUUCGGGCCCCGUUCCUAAGACCACGGCUGGUCCUCAAAUCACUGGCAAUACACGUACGAUUGCCGAGACUGUUGGUGUAGCCACGUCUGUCCCCCGGACUCCUUGUACCACUAUUAGCUGGGCCUCGCAUACGGCAACUGUUCCGCACGUUGGGUUCAGCACGGUCACUUGUGCCUCUACAACCUCUGUGAAUCUGGUAGUUGUUACUACUACCAGUCCUCCUUCUAAGACCGGCCACCAUGCGCACGUGUCGUCCUCCAAGAUGACAACUAGCUGCAAAACCCACACCACAUCUCUUCUUACACCAACUGCUCCUAAGACGACUCUUUCAAAGCCCACAGGAUCCAAGCCAACUGAAACUGUCAUUUACGGCAAUGUUGGGUCGAAACUACUUUUGUGUAAUUUCUGGGCUUUUGGUAUUGUCCUUUUGGCGCUCUUCUGUUAA
Messenger RNA from Penicillium egyptiacum, 1830 nucleotides. NCBI's taxonomy places the organism in Eukaryota, Fungi, Ascomycota, Eurotiomycetes, Eurotiales, Aspergillaceae. The record is from the annotation of a GenBank genome assembly.